AGCAUAAUACUGGGAAAAGCGUAAAACUCGAAGAAAUAAUUGCUGCAGGCCGUGGAGUCGGCGAAAACCUGAUACACGCUGGAAUAUGCCCUUGGAACGGAAAAAAUUCAGUAAAAUGAAACCAGCCUUUCAUUGCAAACUAAUGAAGAUUACGAGAAAAUUUGAAACUUUGUUCAGGUAAUGUCGUUUCCGGACGGUUACGAUCCUACUGAAAUGCAAAAGAAAGAAAAAAACACACUGACUACAUUCAUACACUGACCCAGGAAGAACCAAAAUGGAUGACGUUCCAUUUAUUUUACGAUUUCGUGAAUAAAACUCAAGUCUGUAAUAGAGAUGGAUUUUUAGCAACAUUUCUUAUAGGAGGAAUAUAGCCGGAAGAAAGAAGAACUAGAAAAGAGGGAUUCAUUUAUGGAGCCAUUGUCUCCAGGACCCUGCCUUGAUAUUAGUGAUGAUGAACUUGUCACAAUAUCGGUACGCGACUUGAAUCGUCAACUUAAACUUCGUGGAUUGACAAGAGAAGAGAUUGUGCGCAUGAAGCAGCGGAGAAGAACAUUGAAAAACCGUGGAUAUGCAGCGAGUUGCCGUAUUAAACGUAUCGAACAGAAGGAUGAGCUUGAGUCCGAGAAAAGCCAAGAGUACCGGGACAUGGAAGCGAUGCAAGAAGAUAAUGAGAGAAUGAGGGAAGAAGUUGAAUCUUGGCGUGCUAAGUAUAAUGCACUAAAAAAAUUUGCUAUUGAAAAAAAAAUUUACAUUCCACCAGAACUAGAGACCAUGUAAACAAAAGUUUUGUACUACAUCUUUGUGAUAUAACAUUUAUUUUGUUUAAGUAUAUCAUUUCCCGCACCAGCAUUCCACUUAAUCAGUGCUACAAUGGCCUUUAUUAUAUUUAUUAAUGAAAUGUCAAGAGUUAUGAUUGCAAAAUCACUGUACUUAUAAUUUAGUUGAUUCAAUUGGAUAUGUGCAACAUGAAAGCUGGAAUCUUUAGAUAAUGAUGGUGUUUUAAAGGAAUUCUUAUAGGAAAUAAAAUUUUGUAUUAACGAAAGUAUUCUAUCUAUUGAAUAGUAGAUGAUGAAGCAAAGAGACUAACUAGGUCUUUUUACGCUGAGCGCAAGUUUAUGAUAUGAGUCAUCAACGAGUGUGUGCAUGAGCCAGAGACGAAUAUUGCAAUUACGUGAGGCGAAAAAGAUUGCGUCUCUGGUGCACACGAUACUUUAUGUCACAACCUCAUGGUUUGCAAGUUUUGUUUUAUUGUGCAGUACAAAAAAAGGACACUUUAGUACUAGGGCGUAAAAAUAAAAAGUUUUAUACUGUGAUGUUCUUUUUUUAUACUAUUGCAAAACCGAUUACUUUACGUAUAAAAAAGGUGCGUAAGCCAUAAUUGCGUUAUACAAAAAUAAGUAUGUAAAAUUCAAAAUUUUGUGAUACCUCAUCUCUUGGAGUUAGAUAUAGUCGAAGUGAUAACAGUUUCCAUGGAUUUUUUAUCUUACAAAUAUAUGUAUAACGUUUGAAAUCUACAAAAACAAUUUUUUAAUAUUUUUUUCCAAUUCAUGAAACUCGAUUCUUUAUUUCAAUUUAAAUUUUUAUUUACAAAAUAGACAGCCAACAUCUGUUUUCAUCUAACUCAUAGAUAAUUUUUGAAUAAUCGAGUUUAGCUAGGAUUUUUUAAUUUGAGCAACUGUUGAUUCGAUUCCAUGCAACUGAUUUUACUUUGUACUUAAUUACGCAUGGCAAUAUAACACGCACCCUGAUUUUCAUGAUCAUACUUUAAGUGCCGAAUCAAUACCUAAAACAAAUAUGUAUUGUAACUUGUCACAAUUGUUUUUUAAAAACAUAUUUGGACCUUAGCAGUAUCCUUUUGCAUGAUUGACAUUUAGAAUUCUUCCUCUGUUGGUAGUAAGGGCAGAAUGAAAACCCGAUCGAGUAACAAACAAAUUUGAUCUCGAAAUCCUUGUUUUAAAUUAUGUAAACACACGUUAUAAGCCAAGAGAUAAAUGGAAAAGCAUUAGCCAAUUGUAUAAUUUAAAAUAAUGUUCUAUCUCAACUUCAAAAUAUAUAUAACUAUCAUAUUUACACUUAAA
Neodiprion fabricii is the source of this 2078-nucleotide messenger RNA. Its product is annotated as transcription factor MafK-like. Lineage: Eukaryota; Metazoa; Arthropoda; Insecta; Hymenoptera; Diprionidae. The coding region runs from base 409 to 777 and encodes 122 amino acids. Gene Ontology annotation, cellular component: nucleus. Gene Ontology annotation, molecular function: RNA polymerase II cis-regulatory region sequence-specific DNA binding; DNA-binding transcription factor activity, RNA polymerase II-specific. Gene Ontology annotation, biological process: regulation of transcription by RNA polymerase II. The record is from RefSeq and is a predicted model, not a curated record. The transcript is spliced from 3 exons.